Messenger RNA from Babjeviella inositovora NRRL Y-12698, 1545 nucleotides. RefSeq lists its product as uncharacterized. The transcript is spliced from 2 exons. The record is from RefSeq and is a predicted model, not a curated record. Bases 1 to 1545 code for a protein of 514 amino acids. Lineage: Eukaryota; Fungi; Ascomycota; Pichiomycetes; Serinales. Gene Ontology annotation, cellular component: membrane. Gene Ontology annotation, molecular function: acetyl-CoA transmembrane transporter activity.
AUGGGCGAUCUCAAUUUCGGCCAGACAAGCACGCUUCGCCCGCGAAAAGACGACAACCUUCCGGCAGUGGAUAGACCCGCGUUUUUUCUCUUGGUACUCCUCUAUAUGCUCCAGGGGGUGCCUGUCGGACUCGCAUUCGGCUCGGUGCCGUUUAUCCUUAAAUCGCACCUUUCGUACGCCCAGGUGGGGAUUUUUUCGCUCGCAGCGUACCCUUACUCGCUUAAGCUCUUGUGGUCGCCAAUAAUUGACGCGAUCUUCUAUCCGAAGCUUGGCCGCAGACGCAGUUGGAUCAUUCCCGUGCAGCUCUUCAGUGGGCUUACGCUCAUUUUCUUGGGACUGCGCAUCGAAACGUUGCUCGAGCGGCCGGAGGAAAACCUUACCGCGAUUACCAGUGCGUUUUUCUGUCUCGUGUUCUUGUGUGCCACACAGGACAUUGCAGUUGACGGCUGGGCGCUCACUAUCCUCUCCCCCUCCGCGUUAUCCUUUGCAUCAACCGCACAGACGAUCGGGAUCAACACGGGCUACUUUUCCUCCUUCACGGUGUUUUUGGCCUUUAACUCUCCAGAGUUUGCUAACAAGUACUUGCGCAAGGUGCCCAUAGACGCUGGUCUCGUCUCGCUCAACGGAUACUUGAAGUUCUGGGGCGUGAUGUACCUUCUCAUCACGUGUAUCGUGAUGGUGGUUCCGGAGUAUCCUCGCCAUUUGGCCAAGUAUCAAAAGUCAGGAAAACGCAGCACGGGGCUUCGUGCCAUCGCCAACGUCUAUCGCUCCAUGUUCCAGGUCUUGAAGUUGCGCAACGUGCAACUAUUGAUCUUGAUUCACCUCGUGUGCAAGAUUGGCUUCCAGACCAACGAGGCCGCGACUAACUUGAAGCUCCUAGAGCGCGGGUUUCUGAAGGAGGACCUUGCGAUCACCGUGCUUAUUGACUUUCCGUUCGAGAUCAUCUUUGGUUACUAUGCUGCGCGCUGGUCCAACGGGAAGUCCCCGCUCACUCCGUGGCUCUAUGGCUACCUCGGCCGCUUGCUGUCCGCGGCGUUGGCCCAAUUUCUUGUGUACAACUUCCCCGCGAACGGUGAGGUCACCAAGGGGUACUUUGUAGCCGUUAUAAUGCAGCAUUUGCUUGGGUCCUUCAUGCUGACGAUCCAGUUCGUUUCUAUCUGCGCGUUCCACACUAACAUCGCCGAUCCAUUGAUUGGAGGCACGUAUAUGACCACCUUGAAUACGUUAUCCAACUUUGGUGGCCAGUGGCCGAGAAUCAUUGUACUCUCCAUGAUUGACACGUUUACUGUCAGCACCUGCCAGGCGCCGGAGGGGGCCAGUCCGUUGGAAUAUGGCUUCAGCUGUGUAGCAGAUGCGGGGAAGGAGCUGUGUAAGGCUCUCGGGGGUCUCUGUGAGACCACCAGAGACGGUUACUACUACACUAAUACCGUGUGUAUUGUCUUGGGGCUCCUCAUCUGGGUGUGGUUGAAAAAACAGGUUGGCGGGUUGCAGAGUUUGCCGAUAUCGUCCUGGAGGGUUGUUCAAGUAUGCCCAAGACAAAAAUAG